GGGGCGGAGCGGGGCGGUGCGCAGGAAGAUGGCGGCCGUGUGGUGGUGGUGGUGGUGGUGGUGAGCGCGGUUGGGUCGGGCCGUCCUUCCCACGGCCCCCUGAGGGCCGCCGUGAUCCCCCAGCGCCGGGACGAGGCCCAGCGGUGCCCCGAGCACCCGUAGCAUUGAGUUCGGGGGGAUCUUUGGCUCUGGCCCUUUUGUUGCUGCCCCUGAGUGAGCUUUGUGGUGGGACGUGUGGGGUUCCUCACGGAAACGCCGAUUAACGAAGGACGUGUGCACAGCAGGAGGUCCAGUCAGCACACAUCGGUGUGGUAGCGACUCGUUGAAGCUGAUUUAAAAGGUUUUCCCUUUCAGUUGAGUCUCUGUUGCUCUGAAAUGGAGUGGAGUGGAGUGCUGCUGGGGCUGCGGCCCACGAACUCACCUCUUCCUGGCUCUGAAAUCCGUGAUUUUCUCAGAGAAUUGGGGCCCACUUAGACCUGAACCAGGGUUGCACUGGGUGCCCUUGCAGCCCUCCUUCUGCGUGUUACCUUCGAGCUUUUUCCCUUCUCUGCCUUUAUGAUGGGUUAUUGCUCAGCACUGAGCUGCCCGAGUGCCACCUGCAGGGUCUGCAAGGACAGCACCGCCACUUUCUGUGGUUUCCCUCUCCAAAACAAAGCCCUCCUGAAGCAGUGGAUCCACACUGUGGGCCGGGAGGUGGGGAUGCCUUCCGAGCACCAGCAGUUGUGUUUGAAGCACUUUGAGGACGGUUCUUCUGAAAUCAACCCCUUAAGAAUCAGGAAGAACGGAUGGCUGCUGAAAGAGGCCGUUCCCAAGAAGUUCAUCCUGGGGGAAGAUGGGAACUGCCUCGUCAGGACCCCUCACAGACUCUGUGGUAGAAAAAGUAAUUAAACUCAGAGGUGAAUCCGCAGCUCCUGAAGGUAAUCAGGAUAUUUGGGCCGUGUUUAUUUCUGUUAAUAGGAGGGAUUUCAUGCAAUGCCAGUCAAGGAGGCAGCCACGCUGGGAGCAACGUUGGUUGGUGACGGAGGGGACUGAAUGCAUCUGGGAGCUCUUUGUGCUCAGAUUCCAACAGCAAGCACUGUGUGCAGUAGCUAUGAAGGCAAAGUGUGACCUGCUUCUCACCAUGGAUGUAUAGGUGCUGUGUUUGGGUUCAGACUGCAGCAACAGGGGCUGUGUUCAGCUCAUCUCAAAUAAGAGUAUCCAGAUAAAAGACAUUAAUGGCAGUAUGAGAACACAUUUUUAACAUUUUUCCUUCAGUCUGUUUUUACCUACAGUGCAUUCAUCAUCAAUAUUCAGUAGGGCUUUAGUUUUGGUUUGCAUCACCUUCUGAGUCUUAUCAGCAGAGAAAACUCUCGGAGCCAGAUCUGAUGGGCUGCAGCAGUGCCUCAGGAUGUGCUUAAAAAACAUCCUGAAGUUUUUUGGGUUUUGAUUGUUUUAUUAAUUCAGCAACCCUGGUUUCCAGUUCACUGACUGCAGUUUUUUUUCCAACUAAUUUUUGGCUUCAUUGUUUUAGAAAGUCGUUGAGUCACGUUGUUUUAAAGCCAUCUUGCUGGUUCCACGCUCCACAUAGAAAUGACAGGGGGAGAUUCAUCUGUAAGUUCCAUAGGUCGUGUGCUGUGCUAAUGCUGUUUGAACAGAGAGGGCUUUCGAGUGUGUACAGCACAGCACCAGCAGUGAGCACUGAAUGCUUUCUGUCUUACGUCCCUGGGACGUUUGGGAACGUGGCAGCACAAGAGGGGAGGAGCCUGGAAGAGUGGCAGAAUGAACUGCGUGAGGAGGAGGUGAUGAAGGAUUACAGAUCUGUAAGCGCUUCGGGUGGAGGUUAUUUUUCCCUUUAUUUCUGAAGGCUGAGGGAUCUGUGCUGUUUCUAGCCUGCCUCAGGGCCUCCACUCACUCCUCAAACCCUUGGAUUUUGUUGUGGAUUAAUCUCAACUCUGAGUGUUUAUCAGAGGAGGUCUUUGCAGUCUGUAACACCUGAAGGACUCUCACUUUUAUAACACCUCCAUGUGUGCUGCCCGCCCCGCCCUCUGUUGGUGUGAGAUGCUCAACCCCUGCACUGCAUGGAUGGAGUAAGAGGGGCAGUGACAGUGCCUGCCCUGGCAGAGGACUGGGAGUGUCCAUUGGUGCCCCAGGUAAUACAUCUGCUGCCAGAUGAGGGGCAAAGGAGAAAAAGGUUUAAACUUUAAAGCAAGGAAAAGGUUUAAACACAGGAGCUAAGAAGCUGGGAUGACAGAUAGCUCUGUGAUUAACGAGUCAUAGUCAAGUUCUGUGUUCCUUCAUCAUCCCCAAAUCCCAUUGUGUAUUGUUUAUGUGAUUCACACAAGAGUACUGAGCUAUAUGUGGUGCAGGAUGGCUAAAUAACACGAGUAACACCCCAGGAAACGAAGAAAUCUCACUGGUUAGCAUGAAGUGCCUGAUGACAUUUGAAAGCAUUGCUUUCUAAAUCUGAAGGUGUGAACCCCUCUGCUUCCUCAGCUUUCAGAUGAUUCCUUGGAUUCACAGCAGAGCAGACCUGAUGGUAACUACAGGCUCGAGGUGCUCUGUCUGCAGACCUGAGGAGCCCCAGCAGCUGCUUACUCUGCUUUCUGCUUUGUGGCUCUUCUGUUCUGUUUGGGAGAUGCUGAUUUAGCCUAACCUCAUUCUGUUGCUAUUUCCAGGUUAGGUUUCUCAAAUUUGAAAAUCCCCAAAAUGAUGAGAUGAUGUAAUUCCACUUUUUUAUUCCUUACGUACCUUGUGGUUUCUGUACACAGCUGGAAUCUGCAGACAGCGACCUCUAUUUUUUGUACAACUCUGAUCAGCUAAAAGAAGAGUAUGUGCUGUGCCCUGCAGGAGAAGGAAUCAGCUGGGGAAAAGCAAGUGUGUGUCAGCAAGGCAGUGAGGAGCGACUGAUGGCACACUGUGCCAGACAGCUGAGGUGCACCUGUGUGGCUGCAUCAGUUCAAGACCUUCCACUGGUGAACACUUGAGCUUUUCAGUCUUCUAGUUAUGGAAUUAAAAAUGGGAAGACAAAUACUGUUCCUCCUGCUCUUAGCUCUCCCCUUAGGUGCCAGAGCAGCUGUGGCAGUCAUUUCCUCAUUGGAUCCAUGUGCAGAGGGAAAGGGAGAGGUGCAUUUAGACAGUGGGUUGCACAGGUAUUCAUGGGAAAACGGUGCCUCAAAGUGUUUGCUUACAGUCCUGGCACCCGGAGUGCUGUCCUUUGGGACAGAAAUAGACAGGUUCUAUUUUUCAUAGAACCAUGGAAUGGCCUGGGUUGCAAAGGCCCACAGUGCUCAUCCAGUUCCAACCCCCUGCUAUGUGCAGGGUCACCAACCAGCAGCCCAGGCUGCCCAGAGCCACAUCCAGCCUGGCCUUGAAUGCCUGCAGGGAUGGGGCAUCCACAGCCUCCUUGGGCAACCUGUUCAGUGCGUCACCACCCUCUGGGGGAAAAACUUCCUCCUCAUAUCCAGCCUAAACCUCCCCUGUCUCAGUUUAAAACCAUUUCCCCUUGUCCUAUCCUAUCCACCCUUGUAAAGGCAUCUAAAACAUGAGCAGAUUCACACCAAGAAGAAUCGUCAUACGUACGGACUGUGUUUGAAGCUUUGGUCACCACACAGCCCUGAUUGGACACCAGAGAACUCACAGAGGAGAGCAGCCCUAUAAGUGUACAGAAUGUGGAAAAGCCUUACAGAGAAACCCCAAAUGGCCAACCAGCUGUGAGCUCACACUGUGUGUGUGUGUGGCGGCAGUGCCCGAUGCCUCCCUGGGAAAGGUUUUGUGUUCUGUUACCAAAACGUCCUCCAGAGGUGAUGUGUUCUAUCAGCUGUAGGGGAAGCUCUCAAAUGAGGUUUCUGAGCUGAAUAAAACUCCGAAUGCCGUGGUCUGAUUUUUGGAGGGUCCUGUGGGCUGUUGGACUCCGCGGUCCUGAUGGAGCUCUUCUGAUAGGGGCUGUUCUGUGGGUCAGUGAGAGGCCCUGGAUGGUGUCGGCCAAAGGCUGGUGAUUAGGAGCUGGUGUUAAUUGGUGGCUGGAUGCUUCGUCUCUGGGAAGGGGACCCGAACAGAGCCGUGUUGGCUGUACCCAAAGCAUUCUUUAAGGAGCAUUCUGGUACUACAAGGAUGGGGAAGCGGCUUUGCUCUGGCUCAGACCCCUGGGAGCCCCCAGGCCACCCCCCCACUGCCCACUGCCUCAGUGCCGCAUCCCCGCGGCUCCUGAGCACCUCCGGGGUGGUGACACCUCCGUGGGCAGCUGUGCCAGCGCCCGGCGUCUCUUUGGAGAAGAAAUUGCUCCGAGUAUCCACCCGGAACCCUUCCUGACAGCCGACCCGACAUUUCCAGGCAGGUGAGGGACAUCGGCAGUCGGUGCGAAGAGGACGUCGUGCCCGCCCGACCCGGCGAGCUCCUGCGAUGCGACGGGCAGCGCGAUGGACGCGUGGGGAGCUGCGGGCAUUCCUGCUCCGCCCUACGGGCCGCGCUGCCGAUUCCUGGGCUGGACGGACCCCGGCCGUGGGGUGGGCACCCCGCCGUGUGCGGGGAGGGGCCGCAGGGACCCCGCGGUGCCCUCAUUUCGGGGCCGGCGUCGCCGCAGCUCUGGCAGCCGAGAGUCCCCUCCGCGAGCUCCGGGCCGCGCGGCAGCCGAAGCGGAGAGCCCGGAGCUGCGGGCACCGCCGUCCGCCCGUUCCCCUCCGUCCCCGCCGUCCCCGCGCGGGGCGCCCCGGGGCGGCGAUGCGCCGCGGUUGCCGCCUCCCCCCGGAGCCCCCCGCGCCGCGGUGCCGGUGCCGCCCGGUGUCGGUGCCGGGCCGGUAGGCGGCAGUGCUCCGCUCUCUCGCCGCUCCCCGCCCGCUCGGCCCCGGGAGCGGAUGCAGUUCCCCGGCUGCCCCCGGCUGCUCGGCGGGGCGGCGGGGCCCGGCCCGCAACGCGCUCCCCCCCGCGGCGCUCCCGGCGGCGCUCCCCGCAGCGGCACCGCUCCGUGCGCGGCGUUGGGCGGCCCCGCGGCCCCGCUCGGCAGCGCUCUCUCCCCGCCUCGGCCCGGUCCCGGCCUGCGGGGCCCGGCGCAGCUCCGCGGGGCCAUGGCCGAAUGGGCUCCCGCACAGGUGCAGGAGUGGAACGUGGAACCGCCCCACCUGAUGCCUCUGCAGCCGCCGCUGCUCCCGGAGCGGGCGCACGUGAGGGAGGCGCAGCUGCACUCCGCCGAGGCGUCGCUGUGGACGGUGGUGGCCACGGUGCAGGCGAUGGAGAGGAAGAUCGACCUGCUGGCCACCCGGCUGCUCAGCCUGGAGGGCCGCUCGGGGACGGCCGAGAAGAAACUCCUGGACUGUGAGAAAACCGCCAUGGAGUUCGGCAACCAGCUGGAGAGCAAAUGGGCCGUGCUGGGCACCCUCAUCCAGGAGUACGGGCUGCUGCAGCGGCGCCUGGAGCACGUGGAGAACCUGCUGAAGAACAGGAACUUCUGGGUGCUGCGGCUGCCCCCCGGCCCCCGCGGGGAGGUGCCCAAGGUGCCGGUGACGUUUGUCGACAUCGCCGUCUACUUCUCGGCGGAGGAGUGGAAGAAUUUGGAGGAGUGGCAGAAGGAGCUGUACAACAACCUGGUGAAAGAGAACUACGAGUCGCUCAUCUCCCUGGAUGCAGCACUGUCCAGGAGUGACGCGCAGCCCCGGCUGGAGCGCGGGGACGUGCCCUGCGGCCCCGACCAGCAGGACCUGGAGCAGCGCGAGAUGCCGCCCGAUGCCUGUGCGGAGCCGCUGAUCUCCACCUCCGACAUCCUGUCCCGGAUCAAGCAGGAGGUGGCAUUUGUUGGGGAGCAGCAGUUUGGGGAUGACCGGGGGAUGCCCACCGACCCCUGUGCAGGUGCAGACGCCCUGAUCACAGCUCACGACUUCUUGUCGUGGAUCAAGCAGGAGGAGGAGCCGUGCGUCAGGGAGCCCUGGGAGCUGCCAGAGAGGGAAAUCCUGCCCGGCCCUCUGCCUGGUCCUGGCCCCGGGACGCACUGGAGACCGCACCGUUGGCGUGGCCCCAUUCCCCACCGGCCGCUGACCAAAGCUUUCCCCCCCACAGCCGGCGAGGGGCUGCUGGUGAAGAUGGAGGAGCAGCGGUGUCCCCGCGCCGACCCCCCCGAGGAGGCGCUGCCGGGCGCCUCGGGCGAGCUGCUCUUCCCCGCCCCGAGCUUCGGGGGCCCGGACGGACAGGCGGUGCCGGCGGCGGCCGGGGGCAACGUGGCGGCGCAGCACAGACUGAGCAAAGCGCUGAGCGCCGAAGCGGGGCCGGCGGCCGAGCCGGGGGGGGUCCCGGGGCCGGCGGCGGAGGAGCGUCCGCACGGCUGCGCCGAGUGCGGGAAGAGCUUCAGCGGCAAGAAGAGCCUCCGCAUCCACCAGCGCAGCCACGCGGCGGAGCGGCCGUACCCGUGCGCGGAGUGCGGCAAAAGCUUCAACUGCCACUCGGGGCUGGUGCGGCACCAGAUGAUCCACCGCGGCGAGCGGCCCUACAAGUGCACCGAGUGCGGGAAGUGCUACAGCCGCAAGGAGCACCUGCAGAACCACCAGCGGCUGCACACCGGGGAGCGGCCCUUCGUCUGCGCCGCCUGCGGGAAGAGCUUCAUCCGCAAGCAGAACCUGCUCAAGCAUCAGCGCAUCCACACGGGGGAGCGGCCGUACCAAUGCCCGGCCUGCGGCCGCAGCUUCCGCUACAAGGAGUCCCUCAAGGACCACCAACGCGUGCACGGGGCCGAAGCCGGCCCCCCUCCGCCGCCGCAGCCCCCCGGGCUGCCCCCCGGAGAUUAGGGGAGGGCCGCCCCACGGCUGCGGACUGAGCCCCCCUCCCCCCCCCCGGCCGCGGGGGCACGCGUUGGCCACGGAGCUUUGUACCAAAUGCGGGCACCCGGCCCCGCCGAGGACGGCCGCUCGGCAGCCCCACGCUCGCCCCCCGCCCCCCACCCCCCCCGACAAUGCGGGGAACGACGGGCGGAGCCGCCACCGCCGGCCGUGUCCCCGUCCCCGCCUGCCGCUCUGCCCCCCCCGCUGCUUAUUUUUACUCCCCGUGCCGUCCCGCUCUGUACAGUGCUUGGGGUGUCGUUUUGUAUGGACAGUGCAACGCAGAAUAAAGUCGUGCUGGGCUGCUGCGCCUUCGCCCUGGCCCCGUGGGGUCCCCACUCAAAGCCACCCCAGGAGAGUGGCAGCUGUGUCCCGUCCCCCCCCCCCAGCCCCGAGCAGAGCAGUGGGCGCAGCAGAGCGGCCGUGCGGCGCUCAGUGCUGCCGGCGGUGUCCCGGAGGAGCGGCACAGCCCCAACCCGCAGAGACCCCCACCCCGCAGAGCCGCUCCUGGCACUUCUCGGCGCUCCGCAGCAUUUCUCAUUCUCCUUUUUCUCACUGAACUCUCAGCGCUGGGAAUGGCGCUGUGUGCAGAGCCCCCCCCCCCCCCCCCCCGCACUCCCCCCGGAUUCCCAAAGCGGCACCAGGAAUAAAACCCACCCGCUGCCCAUCUCCCUCCUCCGCCUGCUCGUUGUGUCCCCCCCUCCCCCUCAAUGUGCCCAUACAGCCCAGCGAGGACUGCACCUCCAUCACCCACACGCGGUGCUGCAGUCCCCCCGGCACGGCCCAUGCAUGGACGGGGGGGAUGGGGGUCACAUCCCAUGGGGGGGGCAGGCAGGGAGGCCACAGCUGCAGCCCCAGCAGUGAGCCGACAAAUGCAGUGCUGGCUUUUCUCUUCUUUUUUUUUUUGCCUUUUUUUUUUUUUUGCCUGUUUUUAGGGUUUUUUUUGUUUUGUUUUGUUUUUUUGAAACAGAAGUUUACGGUUAUAUGCAAAUUAGGUCAUUAAAUGAUUUGCAUAAAAUGUUCGCCCAC
Messenger RNA from Gallus gallus (chicken), 7805 nucleotides. RefSeq names its product zinc finger protein 282-like. Bases 4395 to 6746 code for a protein of 783 amino acids. The record is from RefSeq and is a predicted model, not a curated record. The transcript has 7 exons. Gene Ontology annotation, biological process: regulation of DNA-templated transcription. NCBI's taxonomy places the organism in Eukaryota, Metazoa, Chordata, Aves, Galliformes, Phasianidae.